Molecule: messenger RNA, 1935 nt
Organism: Arabis nemorensis
Lineage: Eukaryota; Viridiplantae; Streptophyta; Magnoliopsida; Brassicales; Brassicaceae
Source: the annotation of a GenBank genome assembly
AUGUUGUUCUUGGUGAUGAUGAUAGCUUUCUACUUGAUUUCUCCGGUGAGAUCAAGCGAUCUUGAAGCCCUACUAAGUUUAAAAUCAUCCAUCGAUCCAUCAAACUUGAUUCAUUGGCAAGGAACAGAUUUCUGCAACUGGAAAGGAGUUAAAGAAUGCAUUAAUGGAACAAGAGUCUCAAAGCUUGUUCUUGAAGAUCUAAACCUCACUGGCUCACUCGACAAGAAGAGCUUGAAUCAGUUGGAUCAACUUAGGGUUCUUAGUUUCAAAGGCAACUCUCUCUCUGCUUCAAUACCUAAUCUCUCUGGUUUGGUCAACCUCAAAUCGAUAUUUCUCAACGAUAACAACUUCUCCGGUGAGUUUCCUGAAUCACUGACGUCUCUACACCGAUUAAAAACCGUUGUUCUUGCCGGAAAUCGGUUUUCCGGCAAGAUCCCUAGCUCGUUGCUUCGACUUUCCCGCCUUUACAUGCUUUACUUGCAAGACAAUCUCUUCUCUGGCUCUGUUCCUUCUCUUAACCAAUCAACUCUCAGAUUCUUCAAUGUCUCUAAUAAUCACCUCUCUGGCCAAAUCCCACUUACAAGAGUGCUUAAUCAGUUUAAUCAGUCGUCGUUUUCCGGCAACGUUGGUCUCUGCGGCGAUCAGUUUCAAAACUCUUGCGGAAAAGGGAAUGUCACUGUCGGAAUUUCUCCGAGGCCGUUGUCAGUUCCUACAAUGCAGACGCGCACCAACAAAACAAAGCUCAUCGACGAAAUCAUUGUCGGAAGCAUAGGUGGUGGAGUCUUGAUGCUUCUUGUGAUAUUGCUUCUGCUAUGGAGACGCCGGAGAAUCAAGUCUACGAGAGAACAGAGGAGAAGCAAAGCUGUGGCGGAGUCAGAAGGAGGAACCAGUCAAGACCGGAGAAAUAAAAGGUUCUCAUGGGAGAGAGGAAGUGAAGAAGGAAGAUCAGUGGGGACUCUUGUUUUCUUGGGAAGAUGUGAACCAGGCAUUAAGGUGGUGAGAUACACCAUGAAUGAUCUACUCAAAGCUUCGGCUGAAACAUUGGGAAGAGGAACGUUAGGGAGUACUUAUAAGGCAGUGAUGGAGUCUGGUUUCAUCGUCACUGUUAAGAGGCUUAAAGACGCGGGGUUUACUCGAAUGGAGGAGUUCAAGAGACACAUUGAGAUACUUGGUAGGCUCAAGCAUCCUUAUCUAGUGCCUCUUAGAGCUUAUUUCCAAGCCAAAGAAGAAUGCUUGCUCGUCUACGAUUACUUCCCCAAUGGAAGUCUCUUCUCUCUUAUCCAUGGAAGUAAGGUAUCUGGGAGUGGGAAGCCUCUUCACUGGACAUCAUGUCUGAAAAUAGCAGAGGAUUUGGCUAUGGGACUGGUGUACAUACAUCAGAAUCCUGGCUUGACGCAUGGGAAUUUGAAAUCAUCUAAUGUUUUGUUAGGUCCUGAUUUUGAGUCGUGUCUCACGGACUACGGUCUCAGUGAUCUCCAUGAUCUUGACUCAGUUGAAGACACAAGUGCAGCUUCUCUCUUUUACAAAGCUCCGGAGUGUAGAGACUUACGCAAGUCCUCGACACAAUCUGCUGAUGUCUAUAGCUUUGGAGUCCUCCUUCUAGAGCUUCUAACCGGUAGAACUUCAUUCCAGGACCUUGUUCAUCGAUACGGGUCUGAUAUCACUAGAUGGGUGCGUGCGGUGAGGGAGGAAGAGACUGAAUCAGGGGAGGAGGUGAAUUCUUGUGAGGAUAAACUUCAGGCUCUUUUGAGCAUCGCGACGAAUUGCGUGGCUAUUCAGCCUGGAAACCGGCCUGUGAUGAGAGAGGUAUUGGAGAUGGUGAAGGUUGCAAGGGCCGAAGCAGCACCGGUCUCGUAUAACAGCAGCGAUCAUUCGCCUGGGAGAUGGUCAGAUACGGUUCAGAGCUUGCCAAGGGAGGAUCAUAUGAGCAUAUGA